Molecule: messenger RNA, 711 nt
Organism: Kluyveromyces lactis
Lineage: Eukaryota; Fungi; Ascomycota; Saccharomycetes; Saccharomycetales; Saccharomycetaceae
Gene: DID4
Product: ESCRT-III subunit protein DID4
Exons: 2
Coding region: 1-711 (236 amino acids)
Biological process (GO): protein transport; late endosome to vacuole transport; endosome transport via multivesicular body sorting pathway
Cellular component (GO): ESCRT III complex; multivesicular body
Source: RefSeq, a predicted model, not a curated record
AUGAGUCUACUAUCAUGGGUUUUCGGAUCGAGUAUGACUCCUCAAGAACGAAUGAGGAAGAACCAAAGGGCAUUAGAGCGGGCACAAAGAGAACUUGAAAGAGAGAAGAAGAAGCUAGAAGCUCAGGAAAAAAAAUUGAUUCAAGAGAUUAAGAAGUCUGCUAAGAAUGGUCAAGUCAAUGCAGCUAAAAUCCAAGCCAAGGAUUUGGUUAGAACCAGGAAAUAUACCGAAAAAUUCGGUAAUAUGAAAACACAACUACAAGCAAUUUCACUAAGAGUUCAAGCUGUCAGGAGUAGUGAUCAAAUGGCUGUUUCUAUGAGGGAAGCUACCGGCCUAUUGGCUGGUAUGAAUAGAUCAAUGAAUUUACCACAGUUGCAAAGGAUAUCGAUGGAGUUCGAAAAGCAGAGUGAUUUAAUGGAGCAAAGGCAAGAAUUUAUGGAUGAAUCUAUUGAUGAUGUCAUGGGUGAUGAAUUAGAUGAGGAUGACGAAGCGGACGAGAUUGUGAAUAGAGUCUUGGAUGAAAUUGGAGUAGAUCUAAAUUCAAAGUUACAAACUGCUCCACAGGAUCUGGUAAAGAACGAACAGGCUGCAGCUGAACCUGCAAGAGCGGUUGCUGAGGCGAUAGGAUCUUCGGGUGACGGUCCAGGACCCGUCACUGGGUCUACUACGGAUGAUGAACUACAAGCCAGACUUAACAGUCUAAAACGCUGA